CUUUUUUUAAAAAAAAAAAAAAAAAAAGUAAAAGCAAAAAAAAAAAAAAAAGGGUAGAAAGAAAGAAGUUUCGCCGAUGAAGCUCUUCCUUCUCAGCUGCAAUACCCAAAACCUCAUAAACCCCUUCGUCUUAUUCCUUCUGUAGUUGGUGAAAACGACCGAGUUGAUAAAAAUGGCGACUCAGUUCCCGGACGAUUUUAAGUGCCCGAUUUCGCUCGAAAUAAUGUCCGACCCGGUCAUACUGUCCUCCGGCCACACAUUUGACCGCGCCUCAAUCCAACGGUGGCUAGACGCCGGCCACCGCACAUGCCCAAUUACCAAUCUGCCCCUCCCGGACCAGCCUUCUCUAAUUCCCAACCACGCCCUCCGGAGCUUGAUUUCCAACUAUGCCCUCGUCUCCCCUCCGAAGUUACAACCGAACCACCAGCAACACCGCCGGGAAGAGGAAUCGCAGCCGCAAGCCCUAAUCUCCACCCUCACUUCUCCCUCCUCCACGAUCGACUCCAAGCUCGGCUCGCUCGACCGGCUCACGCUGCUCUCGAAGCGCGACUCGGCGCUCCGCUCAAAGCUGACAGAGUCCGGCGCGGCCGCCGCCGUUCUCAAGUGCGUCGGCUCCGACGAUCCCAGCCUCCAAGAGAAGGCGUUGUCUCUGCUCCUCAAUCUCAGCCUCGACGACGACAACAAGGUCGGAUUGGUCGCCGAGGGCGCGAUUGGCCGAAUCGUCGGCGCUCUGCUCGGCGGCGCCCCGUCCAACUGCCGAGCCGUGGCGGCUACGGUGCUUACCAGCCUGGCGGUCGUGGAGGUCAACAAGGCCACGAUUGGGGCUUAUCCUUACGCGAUUGAGGCUCUGGUCUCUCUCCUCAGGGACGGCAAAGGCCGGGAGAGGAAAGAGGCCGCGACGGCGCUCUACGCCAUCUGCUCCUUCCCCGACAAUCGGAGGCGCGCCGUGCAGUCCGGCGCGGUGCCUAUUCUGAUGAGAAUCUCCGAUUCAGGGCUCGAGAGGGCCGUGGAAGUUCUCGGGCUGUUGGCGAAGUGCAAAGAAGGGAGAGAAGAGAUGGAGAGGUUCAAUGGUUGCGUGAGGAUUUUGGUCAGGGUUUUGAAGAACGGAAGCUCCAGAGGUAUCCAGUACUCGCUUCUGACUCUGAACUCGCUUUGUUGUUUCAGCGACGAGAUAUUCCACGAAGCGAGGAAAGAAGGGGUUUUGGAUAUUUGUAUGGGGUUGUUGGAUGAUGACAAUGAGAAGAUUAGGAGAAAUGCUUCUAAUUUGAUUCAGGUUCUUGGUCGGAACCACUCGAAUUGAGGAGAAAAAACAAUUCCGACAAUGGCUGCGGGAGUCUGGAAACCGGAUUCGAGUCGAUUCGAUUUUGCGGGUUAUAAAUGUUUUGCCACGGUGGAGGUUAGUUGGGUGUUUUUCUUUUUUUUUUCUUUCUUUUUUUUUUUUGGUUUAUUGGAUCUGCCUUUGUUGGGGAUGACAGUUCUUUGUACAAAAAAGAAAAAAGAUCAGAUUUUGAUUGGAUAGGUUCUUUGUAUCUUGUACAUUCUAAAUAAAAAUUGCGCAAAUGGGCUAGCUUUCUGUUGUUAGCUGUUGCAUUGUGAAAUUUCCAAGGCUGCUUAAAUUGCAA
Molecule: messenger RNA, 1622 nt
Organism: Morus notabilis
Lineage: Eukaryota; Viridiplantae; Streptophyta; Magnoliopsida; Rosales; Moraceae
Product: U-box domain-containing protein 8
Exons: 1
Coding region: 173-1300 (375 amino acids)
Biological process (GO): protein ubiquitination
Cellular component (GO): nucleus; cytoplasm
Molecular function (GO): protein binding; ubiquitin-protein transferase activity
Source: RefSeq, a predicted model, not a curated record